AUGACGAUGAAGGUGGUGGUGCUAGUUACUGGUGGAGGUGGUGGUAGUGAUGGUGGAGUUUGUACUGGUGAAGGUGGUGGUGAUGGUGAUAAUGAAGGUCGAGGUGGUGAUACUAGUGGUGGUGGUGGUGAUGAUAAUUAUGGUGGUGGUGGUGAUAAUGAAGGUCGAGGUGGUGAUACUAGCGCUCGUGGUGGUGGUGGUGGUUAUGAUGAUAAUUGUGGUGGUGAUGGUUAUAAUGAAGGUCGAGGUGGUGAUACUAGCGCUCGUGGUGGUGGUGAUGAUGAUAAUUAUGGUGGUGGUGGUGAAAAUGAAGGUCGAGGUAGUGAUACUAGCGCUUGUGGUGGUGGUGGUGGUGAUAAUGAAGGUCGAGGUGGUGAUACUAGCGCUCGCAGUGGUGGUGGUGGUGAUAAUGAUGAUGAUGGUGGUGGUGAUGAUGGCGAUAAUGAUGGUGAUGGAGGUGGUGAUACUAGUGCUAGUGUUGAUGGAGGUGGUGAUGGUGGUGAUGAUGAUGGUGAUGAAGGUGGUGAUACUAGUGCUACUGUUGAAGGAGGUGGUGGUGGUGAUAAUGAAGGUCAAGUUGGCGAUACUAGCGCUCACAGUGGCGGUGGUGGUGAUAAUGAUGAUGAUGAUGGUGGUGAUGAUGGCGAUGAUGAUGGUGAUGGAGGUGGUGAUACUAGUGCUAGUGUUGAUGGAGGUGGUGGUGGUGGUGAUGGUGGUGGUGAUGAUAGCGAUGAUGAUAGUGAUGGAGGUGGUGAUACUAGUGCUACUGUUGAUGGAGGUGGUGGUGGUCCUGGGGGUACAUCACGCUUCCAACGCCGUCCUACAUUAUGCUCUGGAGUUGGCGGUGCUGGUACUACUCCACCCUUAUCUCGGUCUAAACUUUUUAAUGCUUCUGCUGAAAGGCUACAACACUUUGGUUAUGGUGGUUGUGAUGAUGAUGAAAAUUCUAGUGCAAGCGCUAGUGGUGGUGGAGGUUGUACUGGUGAAGAUGGUGGUGGUGGUGGUGAUAGUGAAAUUGAUACCAGUGAUAAUGAUGGAUGUGGUGAUACUAGCGCUAGUGCUGAUGGAGGUGGUGAUGGUUGUGAUAGGAGAGAAGAUACUGGAGAAGGUGAUGAUAAUGAUGGUGGAGGUGACAAUACUAGCGCUAGUAUUGGUGGAGGUGGUGGUGGCUCUAGUGCUUCAUCCCUGUCAGCUCAUGUUCAGCUUAUUGGUGCUGACGGAGGUGCGGGUGGUGGUGGUAGUCGUGGAGAUGGUGGUGACGGUGGUGGCGGAGUUGGUGGUGGUGGCUUCAUAGGAGGGAGAUGCAUAUGA
Solanum lycopersicum (tomato) is the source of this 1311-nucleotide messenger RNA. Lineage: Eukaryota; Viridiplantae; Streptophyta; Magnoliopsida; Solanales; Solanaceae. The record is from RefSeq and is a predicted model, not a curated record.